This is a messenger RNA of Gossypium arboreum, 787 nucleotides long. Its product is annotated as anther-specific protein LAT52-like. The coding region runs from base 58 to 585 and encodes 175 amino acids. The transcript is spliced from 2 exons. The record is from RefSeq and is a predicted model, not a curated record. NCBI's taxonomy places the organism in Eukaryota, Viridiplantae, Streptophyta, Magnoliopsida, Malvales, Malvaceae.
CUUCUUAGCAAGCUUUGAUAAUUGAAGAAAGAAAAAAAAAAACAUAAAAAGAAAGAAAUGACAAAAGCUUAUCAGAUCAUCCUUGUUUCUUUGGCUGUUUGCAUUUUGUCUUCUCUCAAUUUUUCUUAUGGAGCAGCAUCCGAUCAAAACAAGUUCACCGUUGUAGGUCUUGUUUAUUGUGAUACUUGUCGUGUUGAAUUUCAGACUAGUAUAAGUGAACCUAUUUCUGGUGCAACAGUAAAAUUGGAAUGUAAGAAUCGAACCACUGAAAAAAUUACUUUUCAAAGCCCAGAAAUAACAACUGAUAAGGCGGGAAGCUACAAAAUUGAAGUGAUAGGGGAUUAUGAAGACUCAGACUGUGAUGUCAACUUGGUGAAGAGUCCACGAGCAGAUUGUAAUGAUCCCACAGAAGCAUGGAGGAAAGCCAGGGUGGAACUCACCGCGUUGGAUGGUGUUACUGGCCAAUUUCGCUUUGCCAACAAUCUUGGGUUUAAAAAGAAAGAAGCUCUUCCAGGUUGUAAAAAAGUUCUUACAGACAUGGGUUAUUAUGAGCUUAAGGAUGAACUUGGAAGCGAAGCCGCAUGACAUAUUUGUUUUGACUUGUUCUCGUGUAAUAAGAAUUGAGUAAUUAUGAGUAUCUCACUGUAUAUUCAUAAUUUAUUCAAUUUUUUACUAAGAAAGUCAUGAAAAAAGAGAGAUGAUUUUAGCAUUGAUCAAAUCAAUUCCACCAAAAAAACCCCCACUUUAUUAGCUUUAUAGCAAUGCAAGAAUCUGUUGAUGCUAACAA